GUGGCGGCGGCUCGCGCAGCUUGUUGGCUCACUAUAUAAAGGGGAGAAGCGGGCGGACCGGACGGCUGGAGCUGCAGCCGGUGGCGGCAGCGGCGGCGCGGGGAGCGGCGACCGGUGGUGGUUCCCCUCCUUGGUGCGGGGUGGGGAGCGGGCAACGCCCCCCAGGACCCCUGAAGGGUCGUGGCCUUUUUUUUUUUAAGGGCGAUUCUCGAGUUUUUAGCUCCGAGGACUGCUCUCCUCCUUCUCUACCUCCUCUCACCGCUCCCCUCUCCUCCGUCAGGAUCCGAUUUUGUUUGAAAAAUUUUUCCCCCCAAUUUUGCGGUGGCUUGGGUCACCCUCCGGGUGUUCUUUUUUUGUUUGUUUUUGUUUUUAUCUUUUCUCGGGGUUGCCCCCCUCUUGUUUGUGUUGUGUGUGGAAAUGGCGAACUCGGCAAAUACAAACACCGUGCCUAAAUUAUACAGAUCUGUGAUUGAAGAUGUAAUUAAUGAUGUGAGAGACAUCUUUUUGGAUGAUGGAGUCGAUGAACAAGUUCUGAUGGAACUAAAGACUUUAUGGGAGAAUAAACUCAUGCAGUCUAGGGCAGUAGAUGGAUUUCAUUCAGAAGAGCAGCAGCUUUUACUGCAAGUUCAGCAGCAGCAGCAACCCCAGCAGCAGCAGCAUCACCACCACCACCACCACCAGGCUCAACCGCAGCCAACAGUACCUCAGCAAGCGCAGACCCAGCAGGUCCUCAUUCCUGCGUCACAGCAAGCUGCAGCACCACAAGUUAUUGUUCCUGAUUCUAAGCUGAUACAACAUAUGAAUGCAUCAAACAUGAGUGCUGCUGCUACAGCUGCUACCUUAGCACUCCCUGCCGGUGUGACUCCUGUUCAACAGAUAUUAACAAAUUCAGGCCAGCUUCUUCAAGUGGUCAGAGCAGCCAAUGGUGCCCAGUAUAUCUUUCAGCCUCAGCAGUCAGUAGUUCUACAACAGCAGGUUAUACCACAAAUGCAGCCUGGUGGAGUACAAGCUCCUGUUAUACAACAGGUACUGGCCCCUCUUCCUGGAGGGAUUUCACCACAAACAGGUGUUAUCAUCCAGCCCCAGCAAAUCUUAUUUACAGGAAAUAAGACUCAAGUUAUACCUACAACGGUGGCAGCACCUACACCAGCACAAGCACAGCUAACCGCAGCUGGCCAACAGCAGCCACAGGCCCAGCCUGCUCAACAGCAAGCCCCACUGGUGUUGCAGGUUGAUGGGACUGGGGAUACGUCAUCUGAAGAAGAUGAAGAUGAAGAAGAAGACUAUGAUGAUGAGGAGGAAGAAGACAAAGAGAAAGAUGGAGCUGAAGAUGGGCAGGUAGAAGAGGAACCGCUCAAUAGUGAAGAUGAUGUGAGUGAUGAGGAAGGACAGGAACUCUUUGAUACAGAAAAUGUUGUUGUAUGCCAAUAUGAUAAGAUACACAGAAGUAAAAACAAAUGGAAAUUUCAUCUCAAGGAUGGCAUUAUGAAUCUUAAUGGAAGAGAUUAUAUAUUUUCCAAAGCCAUUGGAGAUGCAGAAUGGUGAAGAGUUGGUUCUUUUCUUU
Balaenoptera acutorostrata (minke whale) is the source of this 1564-nucleotide messenger RNA. RefSeq names its product general transcription factor IIA subunit 1 (gene GTF2A1). Gene Ontology annotation, biological process: transcription by RNA polymerase II; transcription initiation at RNA polymerase II promoter. Lineage: Eukaryota; Metazoa; Chordata; Mammalia; Artiodactyla; Balaenopteridae. The transcript has 9 exons. The record is from RefSeq and is a predicted model, not a curated record. Gene Ontology annotation, cellular component: transcription factor TFIIA complex. Bases 418 to 1545 code for a protein of 375 amino acids.